Messenger RNA from Linum tenue, 1787 nucleotides. Lineage: Eukaryota; Viridiplantae; Streptophyta; Magnoliopsida; Malpighiales; Linaceae. The record is from the annotation of a GenBank genome assembly.
GGAGAGGGGAAUCUUUGGUUUUAUUUUGUUGGCAUUUUGCUACGAGAAAAGAGAAAGAAUCAUUUCUUCUUCUUUCAAUCGUAUCCAUUAAUUUUCUCCUCCUCCACCUGUUUGAAUUCUGCAUUGUCGUUCCUCGCAAAACCUAAAAGAAAGAACACAAACAAUUCUGCAUUUUGCAAUAACUUUGGUCGUCGAGCGGGUUCUUGGGUGUUACUACACUUCUAAUGCCAAGGGAAGCUGCUGAAGGCAAUCUUAAUUCCAGGAGGAGCUCAAAAAUGGAUGUUCUAAGACCAGAUCAAAAUUUGUUUUCCCCUCACUCUAGUGCUUCAAAAUUCUUUUGAAGGGUCAACAUGUCUUCACGAGCCUACAGCUCUGAUGAUCAAGCUCCUGUUGAACCAGGUCCACGGAAAAGGUUGGAGAAACUGCUGAGUCAAUCAUGCAACAAGCACUGUGCAGAUUGUGGAUCUACAGAUCCAAAAUGGGUAUCUAUAAGUCAUGGAGUGUUUAUUUGUAUAAAGUGUUCUGGUGUCCAUCGAAGCCUUGGAGUACAUAUAUCAAAGGUUUUAUCAGUCAAGCUAGAUGAAUGGACAGAUGAUCAGGUCACUGCUUUCAUGGAGAUGGGCGGGAAUAUAGUUGUAAACAAGAAAUUGGAAGCUUGUAUGACAGAAGAUUAUAAAAAACCAAAAUCAGAUGCGCCUAUAGAGGAGAGAGCGGAAUUCAUUAGGAGAAAAUAUGAGAUGCUAGAGUUUACAUACUUCAAUGAAAAUAUGACAUGCCCCUAUAAUCCCAAUAUAAACUCACAUGGCCAUGGAUCUUCUCAAGACAAGACACAUUAUGAGAAACAAACAACCAGACAUCGAAUCGGGAGUGCAUUGAGAAAUAGUUGGGGAAGAAAAGAUGCAGAGCAGAAGCAAAGCAAGAAAAACAUUUGUUUGGCAGGAAUGGUCGAAUUUAUUGGCUUGAUUAAGGUGAAUGUAGUAAAAGGAACCAAUCUUGCAAUCCGGGAUAUGGUGACAAGUGACCCUUACGUCAUCCUUGCAUUAGGUCAUCAAUCAGUGAGAACUCGAGUCAUAAAGAACAACCUCAACCCUGUGUGGAAUGAAAGCCUUAUGUUGUCAAUCCCAGAUCACGUCCCUCUCCUUAAAGUGCUUGUUUACGAUAAGGACACCUUCUCCACAGAUGAUUUUAUGGGGGAAGCAGAAAUUGAUAUUCAACCUCUUGUUUCUGCUGCAAGGGCGUACGAGACAUCAUCGAUAAACGAGUCGACACAACUAGGAAAAUGGGUGGCAAGCAAAGACAACACACUGGUCAAAGAUGGUGUCAUCUCCUUAAUAGAUGGUAAAGUUAAGCAAGAAAUCAGUUUGAGGCUGCAAAAUGUUGAGAGGGGAGUGCUUGAGAUUGAGCUUGAAUGUGUCCCUCUGACUCAAUGAUAACAUUACUAUUAUUAUUAUCAGUAUGAACCCAUUAUUUGAGAGAAGUAUAUCAAAUGCACCCCAAGGGGGAAAUAAAGAGGCUAACUAUCUUAUUAUUCAAGAUAGAGGGAUUGGCAUUCUGUAACUCUCUUGCGAAGGAGUUUGGCUUGAUUCACGUUAGAGGGAUUGAAAAUAUCCAAGCUUUUGUGUGAAUCUUUUGUAAAUUUCAUCUUUUUUCCUUCAAUGUUUCAUUUUUCUGUCCAACGAUUAUGCUUUCGAAAGGAAGAAAAUCUCAAAGUUGCGAAUAAAGUUACGAUACCUAGAACAUUACUUUUCUUGGCUGCUGAAUUGUAAAGAUAUGUGAAUAUGUACUUA